This is a messenger RNA of Phytophthora sojae, 750 nucleotides long. RefSeq lists its product as hypothetical. NCBI's taxonomy places the organism in Eukaryota, Oomycota, Peronosporomycetes, Peronosporales, Peronosporaceae. The coding region runs from base 1 to 750 and encodes 249 amino acids. The transcript has 3 exons. The record is from RefSeq and is a predicted model, not a curated record.
AUGGCGGAGCUGUCGUUCCUGGCUCGCUUGGUGCUGACGCUGCUGCUCUUGGCGGUGUCGCUCUUCGUGUACAAGCAGGUGCAGACACCGACACCGGCACCUGCCUCCCAGACCUCCGCCAAGCGCGCCAAAAAGCGCAGCAAGAAGAAGUCGGGCAAGAAAUCCGCGUCCGCCGACUCGCCGGCGCCUUCUCUGCCUCCCGACAGCGACUCGGACGACGGGCUCUCGGCCGCUCAGGUACUGGCCACGCGCAAGUUCAAGCCCAAGAGCCUUGGCGGCAGUCGACUCGCGCGGAAGAUCAAAGCGUCGCUGCCGCCUGCUGACGCCCCCAGGUUCGCAGUGGACCAGCAGGUCCUGGCCCGGUUCGGAGGCGGGGAGGAGUGGUUCCCGGCCACGGUGCUGGAUCAACGCAAGGGCAACGAGUAUCACUUGAAGUACGACGACGGGGAGGUGGAGUACCGCGCGACGGAAGAUGCCGCAGUGCAGGAAGAACUGUCAAGCUCGGACUCGAGCCAGUCGGACGACGACGACGGGUGGGAGAUGGUGGGCACUUCCAGCGCUGCCAAACGGCAGGCGCGUCGCGCGCAGGCUGCAGCUCCUGCUGAAGUGCUGGUGGAUGGACUGACGAAGCGUCAGCGCGAGAGCCGCCGCAAGAAGGAGCGACAGCGCGAGAAGAAGGAGCUGCUGCGCCAACAUGCUCAGAAGGACGACUUGGACGCCCGGGCGCGCUGGCGCUACGUGCCGUCGUAA